AUGGAGGACCGCGAAUCAAGCCCAGCGUCGUCGGUCGACUUCUACGGCUCUGACGCGAAUCCUCCCCAGGCGACGGCUGCGCAAAGCGACGCGCCUGUCGCAAAGCGCAAGGCAGAGGAUGCGCCCCAUGAGCGUGAAAAGAAGCGCAAGCUCAGCAGCGCGAAGCCGCUCGUGAAGCUACCACCCGAGUUGUGGCAGCAUGUUUUCUCUUUUUGUUCGCUUGCAGAUCUCGGUCGAUUGAUCCAGGUCAAUCGAUCUUUCCUAUCCUAUCUCACAGACGUGCGCAGUCUGUCGACUUCAAAGUCGCAUCCUGGCCGUCUGCAUCUCCUAAAGUCCGAGUCGUUGUGGGCCUCUGCCCGCAACGCAAUGUGUACCAAGCCCCCGAAGCCGCUCCCAGGCUUCAGCGAGCUGCGCAUGUGGCAGCUGGCUUGGUCCAGGAGAUGUCAGUUCUGCAAUAAGCUUGAUUCUCUGACUCCAGGCGAGCGCGUAUGGCAAAAGGGCCCCGGCAAAGAAGGCGUCCGCGUCAUUUGGCCCUUCGCCAUCAGAGCCUGCGGGCCGUGCCUGCUCAAACAAUGCCAGACGGACGCGAGCCUUCUCUUCUCCGCUGCCUCCGCCCUGCGGCCCGCCCUCCCGUUCGCCCUCCUUACCAGCGACCAGCACUACAUUCCGGCAUACACCCUGCAAUCUGCGAAUACGCCGGCCGACGUCGACAUUGCCAAGUUCUACUACAAGAAGCAUGUCGACGAGAUCACGCAGGAGAUGAACGAGGCCAUCAGCCGUGGCCCUGCAGCAGCUGAGGAGUGGUCCAAAGGACUAGAUGCUCGCGGAAAAGAACGCAUGAAAGUCGCCGAGAACUGGGAACGCUGGGAGGUCAAGAACCUAUGGCAGGAGGAGCACGAGCGUGUGAAGCGCGCUCCGUCUGCAGCUCCCUCGCAUGCCGCCACGUCACACAAGGACCCGUCUAAAUCACCCCCUCGUCGAACUCCCUCUCCCAUAAUUCAUGCUCCGGUUCCAGCGAGUAAGUAUACCUCUGCUGUCUCAUUUGCUGCCACACAUGGCGAUGCCUCUCGAUAUGUCAACAACACCUCUCCAGUCCCCUCCCUAACAGGUGUAGCACCAUCGUCGCAGCAUGCGCAAGCGCGACCGCCUACUGUUCCACCACAGGCUUUCACCCCUUCUGGCCAGAGAAACCUACACGAUGCAAACGAGGCCAAGGCGACCCGGAAGACCGACAUAGAACGCCGGUGUCAGCAAAUGGACCCUCCUAUCGCUUCCAACGUCUUGCGCCACAUGGACUCGUUCAAAGCGGCUAUCCAGAUUUCACAACCAAUGAACGACUACGCAUGGAGUGUGCUCCAACCCCGCUUGAUCGCUCAGCUCCCUGCUGCCCAACAAGCAGAAGCCGACCACGUGGCUCGGGCUGCUUCGUUUCCCACAAAAGCUGCCGACCGCCGCCACACGGACGCCAAUUCCAAGGAGGCCAGAGAAGUCAUGGACCGAGAGUGGGAAGAGUCGCAACGACCCAUCCGCGACAGACUCGAAGCCAUCGCCGACGACUUCAUUAAUCAGAGUUGGGACCAUGGCAGCGCCGUCACUUACGACAACAGCCCAAAGUUUGCGGCCGACCUCCUUGCUCACGUGCGCCGCACAUACUAUGCCGAGGAACCCGAACAGGACUCUGAUCAUCCCGGACAACAUACGCAGCCUUCUACUGACAAUAUGACUACUAGGCCCAGGCUCGUCCUGGAUAACAUGAAAUGGGUGUACGACAAUAAGAUCAAGCCUUUGACAGAACCAUUCCGGAAGGACAUCUUCCUGUGCCAUGGCGGCGGAUGCGAGUACAACAACAAGUACUAUGGUUUUGAGGGCGUCACGCAGCACUACGGAGCCAAACAUACUGCUGCCUUCAGUUCAGGAAACGUGGUUGUUGCAUGGAGAGAAGCCGAGUGGCCGGAGGAGACUCCCUUCCACCCAGAUCCUCUCUCUGUGAAGCAACCUCAACAUGGUCAUCAUCCCUCUUCUAGUACGAACGGGUUUGGUGGCUAUUUUGGCGGAUACUCACGCGCAGGGACAUCAACACCUCACAUGCCAACUCACCAUCCACAGGCGAGCCCUGGUCCUUACAACUAUGGAGGCCAGUACAAUGGACCAUUCGCUCCACCACAGGUUCCUUCUGGCUUCGAGUACCCCCAGCCAUAUGCGACACCCGUGGAUAUGUAUGCACAUCAAGCAAUGGGUCCUCCAGGUUAUGGUGCUCAUGCGGCCCAGAACCCUUACCUGACUUCUCCAGCGAUGAUCAACAAUGCCAUAGCUCCACCACCACCCAACAUGCCACCACCUAGCCAAGGAAUUCCUGAGAUCGCUCCUAGCGGUACAGAAGAUACUGGCCAAAGUACUAGCUCGUUUGACAAGCAAGUAAGUACCGUCAUCGACAUGACCCAGGACAUCUGGAAACGCACCUCAGGGAUCAAAGACAUGCCGAAUAGCCUCCGGAUCUAUGUGUUGCUGCAUCGCGUCAUCUCCAAGUUUCAUGUAGAGUUCAAUCAUGAACCGAACCUGAACCACUUCAUUGAUGCUCUGUCUAAUCAUGAGAUGCCAAAGGCCUUGAAGAAUGCACCAGGUCUCUCAUGCAAAGCUUGUCAGACGGGCGCUUCUCAUAACUUGGGAGGUUCCUUUUACUCCAAGUCGGAGGAAAGAACAACCUAUACUGUUCUCGGCCUGUUAUCGCACUUCAGGAGCCAGCAUCUGCCUUUUCAGCAACCAAUGCCUGGCCACGGAAUGCCUAUUGCCCCUCUGGACUGGAAGGAACACAUGAUCGAGCUUCCAAGCGAACGGUUCAUUUCUGGUCUCAUACACGCCCCAGGCAUGGAUGACGAGAAGCUGCUAAUGAUAGCGACCGUCUUUCCCAGCUUGUUCCCUAUGCCACUGCCUAAGAUCGGCGUGAUUGAUAGCCAUGGAUUAGCUUCCCCAGCCUCGUCAGGACCGAAGGAUUCAGACAAAACGACUGGCCCAGCCGAUGUUGCUGGUGAGGGAAUAGCACGCCCCAAAUCUGUUAUGAAAGCAGCAGAAGCAAAUUCGGCGCUACCACCUAAACCGCUGGAGGCUGGUUAUGAGCCUGUUCGACCAAGCCUUGCUGGCGAAUCGAAUGAGGCGUCGGGCUCCAUGAACAGGAAACGUUCAUAUCGAGAGAGCUCCCCCGCAGAGCGUAGGCAGCACCAUUAUGCUGAGCCGCGAUACUAUGAUUACACCGGCCGCCGAACAGCGUUCCGCGAGCAAGAGCGAUUCUAUGGACCACCCGAGGACGUGGUCUACGCACAUCCGCGGGAAGGAAGCCACGGCAGUCGGGAAUACAGUGCCUAUCCCCGCCAGGCUCGAUACUAUGAAGAAGAUGAUCAUCGGCCCGAAUACCGGUUCAUGAACGAGCGUCAGUCAAGGGAUGCCAGUCCACCUCAAGGGCAAUCUGCAGCAGAUCGGUUCCUAGCAGAGAACGAACCCCCACAACCACAACCACAGUCCGAAGUAGACGCUGCUGCACCAGCGCAGGAAAACGGGGAUGGGCCUCGUUACACGCCUCCGCCUCCAGAAGCUCCUGCACCAGCAGAUGCAACAGCACCUGUUCGCCCACUUGCGCCCCCACAUCCUCGAGCUCCUUCCACUGUUUCCAACAACUCCCGAUAUGACGACUAUCAACCUAACGGGUAUCGGAUGCCAAUGUCUGGACCAAGCGGUCCGCCACGAAGGGCUGGACCUCAACGCCGAAGAGAUCGGCCUAACGAUAACCGGGGACCGUCUCGAUAUCAGCGAUACAUGAGUGUUGCGCGGGAAGAUCCCUAUGGACGUGGUUCCAGCAUGAGCCGAUCGCAAAGCCGGAGAUAUGAAGAACAAAAGCGUCGCAUCGAUCAACAAGAAACACCGCAGCCCAAUGCUGAGCCUGACUACGAGCCUGCGUAUUCUCGAGAGCACAGCCUUGAUCAGUCUGUACAAGAUGAAGGGUUCUAUCCACCUGCCCGCCGUCAUCCCCGCGGGUACGUCUCUGUGCAAGACCGUCUGCAUCCACAUGCACACGGGUACUCACCACCACGAUAUCGUUACGAUGAACCACGCGGUCCACAACCAGUUUAUGUUGAUGAGUACGGGCAUCCCAUGCAUGACUACGAGGUCAUUCGUGUACGUGGUGACACCAGGUAUCGGGCCCCGUAUAUGCCACAUCAGCCUCACCGAUAUGAACAUGACUCAUAUGGAUACGUCCCAGUCCAAUACGAGAGGCCUGCACCACAGAGAUACAAUAGUCGCCCUGACGACUAUAUGUACUACGAAGAAAGGGAGAGACCCUUGCCUAGGCGAGCGGCGCCGGAGGCAGAGAGUGAUGUAUACGAGCCGCCGCAACCAGAAAUCAAGGUGGAAAGCGUGCCUGUGCCCAUGCCGCCGGAGGCGUCUUGA
Messenger RNA from Alternaria triticimaculans, 4440 nucleotides. RefSeq lists its product as uncharacterized. The coding region runs from base 1 to 4440 and encodes 1479 amino acids. Gene Ontology annotation, molecular function: protein binding. The record is from RefSeq and is a predicted model, not a curated record. Lineage: Eukaryota; Fungi; Ascomycota; Dothideomycetes; Pleosporales; Pleosporaceae. The transcript has 3 exons.